Oncorhynchus masou masou (cherry salmon) is the source of this 3578-nucleotide messenger RNA. Its product is annotated as ubiquitin carboxyl-terminal hydrolase 33-like. The transcript has 24 exons. Gene Ontology annotation, molecular function: cysteine-type deubiquitinase activity; zinc ion binding. Gene Ontology annotation, biological process: protein deubiquitination. Lineage: Eukaryota; Metazoa; Chordata; Actinopteri; Salmoniformes; Salmonidae. Gene Ontology annotation, cellular component: cytoplasm. The record is from RefSeq and is a predicted model, not a curated record.
CGGAUCUUCCUUCAACCUGGAAGUUUUUUUUUUGCGUUACGGUCAAACGGGAACUGUGACAUUUUCCAAAGCAUUAACUUUUGAAAUAAUGUCACAGAUACAUAUUUAAUUGCCGUUUAUAACUUUCAAGAUCAGUUCCUUUGAACUGUAACUUCAUAAAGUGCAGACAGGUGAGGUGCAGGUGAGUGAUGCCUGUGUGUUCUAGCAGUGACUGUCCCCAUCUACAGUGUGUUGGAGAGAUCACCAAGGAAGAGCUCAUCCUCAAGUCUCAUGGCCAGUGCCAAGACUGCAAAGUUGGAGGACCGAAUCUUUGGGCGUGUCUGGAGAACGGCUGUGUGUAUGUGGGCUGUGGAGAAUCUCACACUGACCACAGCACCAUCCACUCACAGGAGACUGGGCACAACCUGACCGUGAACCUGACCACUCUGAGGGUGUGGUGUUAUGCCUGUGGGAAAGAGGUGUUCCUGGAGCGAAAACUGGGCCCUCACUGCCCUGUCCCCAGCACCAAGACCCUCGCUUCACCUCUCACCAACACACAGGUAGCAGGGUGUUUGGGCCGCUCCACCUCUCUGAGACUGCCCCCUACUGGUGGCUGUGAAGACCUGGGCAUGGAGACCGAGGAGGAGGAGGACGAGCUCCGCCCCAGAGGUCUGACGGGACUGAAGAACAUAGGAAACACCUGCUUUAUGAACGCAGCCCUGCAGGCCCUCUCUAACUGUCCUCCGCUAACCCAGUUCUUUGUGGAGUGUGGAGGUCUGGUGAGGACAGACAAGAAGCCUGCUCUGAGUAAGAGCUACCAGAAACUGGUGUCAGACCUCUGGCACAAGAACAGGACAGACAGUAUAUAUGAUCUAUGUCUACUCCAGGACUCUCAGGAGUUCCUGCGCUGUCUGAUGGACCAGCUCCACGAGGAGCUGAAGGAGCCACUGGCCGAGCCCCCCGACAACGACCUACACUCUCACGCCAUCGUUAUGGACGACGGCGGCCCCGACGACAGCCCCAGCCAAUCGGACAGCGACUUUCAGUCGUGCGAGUCGUGUGGCGGCGGCGGCAGCGAGCGGGUGGACAGCGAGGGUCAGGGUGGGAGCGGGGACAGGCAGGCGGCGUCAAGGGAGGAGUCUAACGAGGCGGAGAUGCUGAUCCCCAACGGGCCUGACUCCUCCCACUCCUCCGGCCAGACCAAUAGGGAGUUGCAGAAAGAGAAGAACCUGAUCAACGACCUCUACCGGGGGUCAGGGGGAGACCUGGAUAAAGACGUGGAUACCGCUCCCACCAACGAGGCCACGCCCAUCGUCAGCAGCCAUGGGACAAUCAAAGUCCAAAUACAGAACCGGAUGGCUGAGCUGCAGGUAGUGUCCAGCAGCACCCGGACCCAGAAUCCAGUCCAUACGGAGGGACGCCUCACCAAGAUGUCCUCCAGCCCCCCCAAGACUAACUCUGUCUGGCCAGGAAUGUCCUCCAGCCCCCCCAAGACUAACUCUGUCUGGCCAGGAAUGUCCUCCAGCCCCCCCAAGACUAACUCUGUCUGGCCAGGAAUGUCCUCCAGCCCCCCCAAGACUAACUCUGUCUGGCCAGGAAUGUCCUCCAGCCAUAAGAAAGUGUCCUCAUUCUCCUCAACAAAGAGCCAGAAGAAGUACCGUAGUGUGAUAUCAGACGUGUUUGAUGGGACCAUAGUCAGCUCAGUACAGUGUCUGACCUGCGAUAGGGUGUCAGUGACCCUAGAGAACUUCCAGGACCUGUCCCUGCCCAUCCCAGGUAAGGAGGACCUGGCUAAACUCCACUCCUCCUCCCAUCAGACCUCUCUGGUCAAGGCUGGGUCCUGUGGGGAGGCCUACGCUGCUCAGGGAUGGGUCGCCUUCGUCAUGGAAUACAUCAAGAGCUGGUGGUGGGGUCCUGUGGUGACCUUACAGGACUGUCUGGCUGCCUUCUUCACCAGAGACGAGCUGAAAGGUGACAACAUGUACAGCUGUGAGAAAUGCAAGAAAUUACGGAAUGGAGUGAAAUUCUGCAAAGUUCAGAGUGUACCAGAGAUCCUGUGCAUCCACCUGAAGCGGUUUAGACACGAGCUGAUGUUCUCCACUAAGAUCGGGACUCACGUCUCCUUCCCAUUGGAGGGCCUGGAACUGCAGCCCUUCCUGGCCAAGGAUAGCUCCGCCCACACCACCUCCUAUGACCUGCUGUCCGUCAUCUGUCACCAUGGCACCGCCAGCAGUGGUCACUACAUAGCCUACUGUAGGAAUGACCUGAACAACCUCUGGUAUGAGUUUGACGACCAGAGCGUCACGGAGGUGUCAGAGUCCUGCGUCCAGAACGCUGAGGCCUACGUCCUGUUCUACAAGAAGAGCAACGAGGAGGCGCUGAAGGAGAGGAGGAAGGUGACGGGUCUACUCGGCGUGACGGAGCCCAGUCUGCUACAGUUCUAUGUCUCUAGACAGUGGCUCAACAAGUUCAAGACAUUCGCUGAGCCUGGACCUAUCUCCAAUGACGACUUCCUCUGCUCACAUGGCGGCGUGCCGCCUGCCAAGGCCGCGUUCAUCGAUGAACUGGUCGUGAUGCUGCCUCAGAACGCGUGGGACCACCUCUACAGCAGGUAUGGAGGCGGGCCUGCUGUCAACCACCUGUAUGUGUGUCACACUUGUCAGACAGAGAUUGAGAAGCUGGAGAAGAGACGCAGGACAGAGCUGGACAUGUUUGUCCGGCUGAACAAGGCGUUCCAAGAGGAGGAGUCUCCACUGAUCAUCUACUGCAUCAGCAUGCAGUGGUUCAGAGAGUGGGAGGGCUUUGUCAAGGGAAAGAACAAUGAUCCACCGGGACCAAUCGAUAACUCCAGGAUCGCCAUCAACAAGAAUGGCCAUCUAACACUCAGACAAGGAGCUGACUCGGGACAGAUCUCUGAGGAGACGUGGAACUUUCUCCAGUCCGUCCACGGAGGAGGUCCACUCGUAACAGUCCGGCCCAACGUCUCUCACCCCGAACUAGAGGCCUCCUCGUAGUCUAAGGACAAGAUAUAGGUGGAGACGUGCUACGUUUAAAUCUACCUACAUACCAACCCCUAACAGGAAACUACCUACCAACCAACCCCCUAACAGGAAACUACCUACCUACCAACCCCCUAACAGGAAACUACCUACCUACCAACCCCCUAACAGGAAACUACCUACCAACCAACCCCCUAACAGGAAACUACCUACCUACCAACCCCCUAACAGGAAACUACCUACCUACCAACCCCCUAACAGGAAACUACCUACCUACCAACCCCCUAACAGGAAACUACCUACCAACCAACCCCCUAACAGGAAACUACCUACCUACCAACCCCCUAACAGGAAACUACCUACCAACCCCCUAACAGGAAACUACCUACCUACCAACCCCCUAACAGGAAACUACCUACCUACCAACCCCCUAACAGGAAACUACCUACCUACCAACCCCCUAACAGGAAACUACCUACCAACCCCCUAACAGGAAACUACCUACCAACCAACCCCCUAACAGGAAACUACCUACCAACCAACCCCCUAACAGGAAACUACCUACCAACCAACCCCCUAACAGGAAACUACCUACCAACC